GAGAACGCAAAGCGGCAACAAUGCAGCUCAGAAACAGCGACACGAAGAAUAAAUCUGUCCGUUUGUAAGUGUGAGAGUUUGAUUUGAAAGCGAAGCAGCUGUUAAUAACACUGUACAAUGAGUGCAAAUGAUGAGCGAAAGCGGCGAGAAGGAGGCACAGGGAGAUAACGAAUGCAUCGAGUCGGAAGCAGAAAGAACACUGAACUGGAGCAGCUACAAAUUGCUUGUUGAUCCAUUGUUAGAUGGUGGAAAGGAAAAGCUGUAUCGCUAUGAUGGACUGCAUUUCAGCACACCUAAUCCUGGAUUUCAUCCACCAGAAGUCAGAGACCCCAGGAUUGCUCGCUUUUGGACCAAGUUUAAAGAGACAAGUCUUCCGAUUCCCAAGUUCAAGAUUGACGAGCAUUACGUUGGGCCACCAAGGGAGGUGACGUUUGCCAGGCUGAAUGACAACAUCAAGGCAUCGUUCUUAACAGACAUGUGCCGAAAGUUUGGUCAAAUCCAAGAAGUGGAGGUUUUGUACAAUCCCAAGAACAAGAAACAUUUGGGAAUAGCUAAAAUCAUUUUUGAAACUGUCCGAGGGGCCAGUGACGCGGUCCGAAAACUUCACAACACUUCAGUUAUGGGAAACAGCAUUCACGUGGAGUUGGACCCAAGGGGAGAGAAGAGGAUGCGAUAUUUCCAGCUGCUUGUCAGUGGACUGUAUACACCCUUUACUCUUCCUUUAGGGGAAGAGGCCUGGGGACCUCAGUCACCCACUUACAGCUCUGACUCACACAAUGAGUUUGAUCUGGUGAAGCGCCUGUCUCACGGGUUUCUGUCUUCAUCUUCUGUGAUCCUUGGCUCCACCCCAUUUGAUUGCUCCACCCCAAUGUCCAUGGACACCGCCUAUUCCAGUAUGCAUCAGGACACUCCAUGUAGUUUCUGGCAGGACACUCCACAUGGCUCGCCUAUGUCUCAUAGUAAUCCAGGAACCCCACCACACUGUGAGGGCAGUACAAACACAAUGGAUACGACCAUUGAUGUGAAUGCUGCAAAAAGCCUCCUACAUUCGAUACCAUUCAACAUUUCUGAAUCCCAACCUACACAUCACAAUCCUCACCUUGUCCAGUUAACACCACAAACACCAAAUACUAGGCAAGGGUCUUUAUUUAGCAUUACUCAAUUUCCCCGGACCUCCAAAGGGCACAUGGUAGCAGGAGGCCAGAUCCACAAAGUUAUCAGGGCUCCUCAAGGUGGACACAGGGAUCAGACUUGGGGCACUAAAUACCAAAACGCUUAUAACCGUAGGCUGGAGCAUCGCUAUGUGCACAGGCCUGGAUUCAACAGAUCUCACUAUCGCUCUGGAUGCACCACCAACCUAGUGCCUCUAGUUACAUUUCAAGGACCUUCAGCUGCUCAGACACAGCAAAAUAAGUCUCUGGUACCUCUUAUCCAAAGUAAUAGUAGCAGCACAAAUGCACCUACAGGACAAACAGCCAUGGAAGCACCUACAGGAAAUAUGAACAAGGAACCAAUUCCAUCAGCAUCCCAGAGGGGUAAUUUGUGCCAAAUACAAACAUUGUGCUCCGAGUCACUAGGGGAUGGUCUUCAAAAAACACCUCAUAACAUCGUUCACUCAUCUCCUCAUGUGUCUGAGGUACAACACGAGGACACGGCUGUAAAACCACAAACCCCAGAACAGUGUGUCUCCUCUGAGCCAGAGAAAAGCCCAUCAGCAGGGUCUCUUCCUCCAGAACCAGCUCCAAGCAGCCUGGACUCUCGUAUCAAGAUGCUCCUGGGCAACCAGGGUUCAGAGUCAGAAGAGAAUGAGGAGAACUCAAACUCAGGAGAUUGGGUUUCUGUAAACAUUUCUCAACUGUUCUCCGAAUCUGGUCCCCCUUCUCCUCAAUCCCCUGAUGCUGCACCUACAUUAAACUUUCCUGCAGAUUCAGGUCACUGUAGUUCCACACAGCAAACCUUAUCAAACAUUCCAUUGGAUUUUGAAGAUGUGAGUCCUUUUCCUCUUCCGGACUCAGCAGAAGAAGGAGAGGAGCCUCAACCAUGUAAUGAACCUCUGUCCAAGAUACCUGUCAUUUCAACUACACGGCCAGCUCAGCAACCUUCUCACCAGUCAUCUACGAAUAAGCUGUCCUUAAGAGAAGGACAAACAUCAGAGAAGCCCAUUGGACCUGGGACCUGCUCUUCACCUGCUCCUCCUGUGUUUCCAGUGCCUCCUCCUCCGGUUCUCCUACCUCCACCUCCACUAUGCUUUCCUACCCUACCCCCCACAGUUCUGCCUCCUAUGUGUGGACCUUCGGCUCCCUUAUUGCCCCCUGUACCACUUCAAAUGACUUCUCCUCCUCCUAAGCUCACUGGACAUCCUUUGCCUUUUUGCCUGCCACCAAAGAUCCCCAUGGGACAAGUGAACAGGCCCCCAAGGUGGACUCAUGCACCUCCUCCUUCUGUACCUCUUCCUAUCCCAACCAGAAUAACCCAAGGGAAAUCUCACACUGUUUUUCCACCUCCGUUUAACAUUCUUCCUCCCCCACCACCCUUUCCAAGUCCGGAUGGAGCCAGACAGGCACCAUUUAAUUCAGCAACUGUCCCUGGUUACAGAGCUCCUUGGCCACCUGUGCUCUUGCCUGUGUUUGACCCAUCCGUGCCUCCUCCAGGCUACGUACCUGUAAGUGAGUUGAUCCACAAGGCCACGGUGGAUGGAGUAUUCGCCGCAGUAGCUGCAGAACUCAGGGUCAUAGUGAAAAAAGACAUUCAUCGCAGAAUCGUAGAAGGUGUUGCCUUUGCAGCCUUUGAUCAAUGGUGGGAGGAGAAGGAACACUCAGUUAAGGUAUUGACGGUUUCUGUGAAAUCUGGAGAAAGUAAAGAGAAAGAACCUGUGAAGCUUAAAGUUUUGCAACCAUGGCAGACUACCGAGAGUGUGGGGUCUGAUAGCGCAAUAAUAGGCUCAGGACUGGGUUUGGGCCUCCGCUCUGCCCUCAAACUGCCUUCAUUUAAGGUGAAACGUAAGAAUUUAUCUGGUGAGGAUCCAGUGGAGGCUAAAACAUCGUGUCCCUCCUCUUCACCUGGCCACACACUCUCAGAGGAAGCAGAAGCAGGUCUGGAGGCUAACGUGCAGGAUGAAGAAGUGGAAGAGCCCCAGACAGAUCAGGGAGGCCCUGUGGUGAAACGGCGUCACGCCAGACCUCUGGAGCUGGAAAGUGAUGAGGACUCUGAUGAAGAACUGAAUGAGGAAGAGGAGGAGGAGGAGGAGGAGAACUAUGGGAACGUAGAGGAGUUGGGUUCUAAACAGGAAAAGAGCAAGAAAACAUUUUUUUUUAAUACUGAUCAGGAAGAUGAUGAUGAUGAUGAUGAUGAAGGAGAAGACAAAGGUGAUGGGAAAAAGGGGAGAUUUUUAGAAGUGAAGGAAGACGCUAGAGACGGGAGGCUUUCAGUUGUGAGAGAGGAGGAAGCUCACUCAGACAAAGAGGUAAUAAGCAUAGCGUCAUCAGAAUCCUCCUCCAUCAUGGAUUACGAAUCCACGCACUCAUCACGAUCUGCCUCGAGCUCCUCUGAUGAGAGCCGUUACUCCUCUGACUGCGGGGAGUCGCAGGAAAACGAUGAGGACGAAGGAGAGGGUCCAUCAUCUGAAGCUCCAAAAGAGGUCCAAGCAGUCGAGGAGAUUUGGAUCUCAUCAGGCGAAGAUGACGAGGAAUAUGUAUCUCUUUCUUCUGUGAACUCCUCGGAGGACGAACUCGACCCUCCUCUGACUCCGUCUGCUCCGAUGUCUCACGGUGGUGACCCAGACGACACACUGCUAGGCACUGAUCCACAGGAAGAGCUGCGGGUACGAGUGUUCCUGCACAGCUACGGCUACCAGGACCCAGUCAUUCAGCACUUGUCUGACAAACUUGAGCUGUCUGACCCGGCUCUGCUUUCUUCAGCUCAUGAGCUGGAGCUUCAGCGUCCACCAUCGCCAGCUUAUAGAGAGUUCUUCACUGAAGAGGGGUUGGAGACGGAACUGGACGAUCCAGGCUACGCAAAUGAAUUACUCGAGGAUUCGGGGAACCUCAGACCCCCCACACCAACAGGCUCACUCCCUGAAAGCGAGCCCGAGCUCGUCAUCAGGCACAGGCUUUCGCCCCCUACUGCCGAUGAGGUAGAACUGCCCUGUACUCCUGGAGGAGGGUUUGAAACUGACACUGAAACUCCUAUUUUAUCCCCGGCUCCUACUCCUCCUCUCCUUCCUCCGCCAUCUCCCACAGGCUUCCAGCUUUCCCCCUCUCCACCACUCUACUUAUCCCCUCCUCCUCUCCCAUCAACUUAUCCUGCCUAUGAAGAAACUCCUAAAACACCAGGCAGGAAUAACAGAGAGGAUCAGAUACAUCAUACAGCAACCGUUACACGAGAUGCGGUGCUCAGGUUGGCGGUGCACAGCCCGUUCUCUCCUUCCUUUCUGUCUGUAUCACCUCACAGAGGAUGCGGGAUUCCCAGAACUCCGGGACGAGACACGAAUCUGUCCUCACCUUCUUCUGAGGACAGUGAGGUCAGGUUUCAGCAAAGGGAACAUUCGCAAGGUCACCGGGCACGCUGUUCGCACCAAAUCCACAUCCACAGCACCAGCUCCUCUCCUUACUCCUCUGAUUCCUCAAGUUCAGAGACACAAGAUUCGAGAUUCUCUACAAAUCGGUUGGCACGUUUCAAUGCUGCACGCCUGAGGAAGAGAAGAGAACAGAUGCAACGUAAAAGGAGAAUGAUCCUCUUGCAGAGAAACAGGCGAAACAAGGAUGAUUUUACUAAAUCACCAUCGUGUGAUACAGCUCCAGAUUUGAGCAGGGAAUUAGCAGCACAGGCCAAAAAGCCACUGCAGGGACUCGAGAACCGAUUAGAAAACAGGCUUCACCAGGGGCCACUGGAGAACCAGAGACUACCCGUACCACUGUACCCAUGGAGAAAGAGAAAGUUGUGGCCUCACACCGGUUUGUUUGCCCCUCGGUCCAAACGGAGAGAAAGGCUGCUGAUCGAUGCUGUCUGGACUAAAGGAGUGAACAUGGAGGAGAUUGGCCACCUGAAGGCCUCAUAUGAGAGGAUGCUGCUGCAAAACAACACCUGCGACUGGCUCCGAAGCACACACUGGGUUCCUCAUCCUCCUAGCAGCGUUCCUCUCGAAUGGCCACCGAAAUUGCCCAAAGGCGUUCGCUAUCACACGACAGGGUGUGCACGCUCUGAGGGAUUCUACGUCAUCAGCAAGAAGGACAAACUGCACUACCUCCGACACACACACAGUGCCUUGGGAGACCUGACUGCAGACACUCAGUAUAAGAACGCUGCAGCUCAGCUUCCCUCGUCGUCCCGAUCCGGGUCAGAUUUCCGAGCCGAACAGCGCCGCCUGCUCUCCUCCUUCAGCUGCGACAGUGACCUGCUCAAGUUCAACCAACUGAAGUUCCGUAAGAAGCGGCUGCGCUUCAGCAGAAGUCGCAUUCAUGACUGGGGACUGUUUGCAGAGGAGCCGAUAGCCGCUGAUGAAAUGGUGAUCGAAUAUGUGGGUCAGAGCAUCCGGCAGGUGAUAGCGGACAUGCGUGAAAGGCGAUACGAGCAGGAAGGCAUCGGCAGCAGCUACCUGUUCCGUGUCGACCAGGACACCAUCAUUGACGCCACCAAGUGCGGCAACCUGGCCAGGUUCAUCAACCACAGCUGUAACCCAAACUGCUAUGCCAAGGUCAUCACCGUAGAAGCCAAAAAGAAAAUAGUCAUCUAUUCCCGCCAGCCGAUCAGCGUCAACGAAGAGAUCACGUACGAUUAUAAAUUCCCCAUUGAGGAUGAGAAGAUCCCCUGCCUGUGUGGAGCCGAGAACUGCAGAGGAACCCUCAACUAAACAGAUGUACCAUGCAAUAAUGUCAUGAUGUCAUUGUUUUAUUACCAUCUGUCUUCCUCCAACAUGCAGCAAUAACCCUCCAUGACUCAUAAAGAUCUUGCGAUGCUAUUUUAAUCAUUACAAGUGAUGUAGUAUAUACACAGUCCAUCAGUUAGAGUACUCAAAGGACUUGUAAUGAUGUGGUUACUUCUUUUAAGUAGAUCAAUUUAAUAAUAAAUGACACAGUGUGAGAAAUCUUCAGGGACAUGUCCUAACAAAGAGGUUAUCAACUCUUAACGAGUUAAUUGGAAAACCUUACCUAAUGUCUAUCUCGGGAUUUAAAUCCAGAGGUUUUGUAUGUAUACAAUUCAUUGUACAGCG
Messenger RNA from Clarias gariepinus (North African catfish), 6208 nucleotides. It is a transcript of the gene setd1bb, whose product is annotated as SET domain containing 1B, histone lysine methyltransferase b. The record is from RefSeq and is a predicted model, not a curated record. Bases 128 to 5848 code for a protein of 1906 amino acids. Gene Ontology annotation, molecular function: histone H3K4 methyltransferase activity; protein binding; RNA binding. The transcript is spliced from 19 exons. NCBI's taxonomy places the organism in Eukaryota, Metazoa, Chordata, Actinopteri, Siluriformes, Clariidae. Gene Ontology annotation, cellular component: Set1C/COMPASS complex.